Molecule: messenger RNA, 669 nt
Organism: Fusarium redolens
Lineage: Eukaryota; Fungi; Ascomycota; Sordariomycetes; Hypocreales; Nectriaceae
Exons: 1
Coding region: 115-525 (136 amino acids)
Source: RefSeq, a predicted model, not a curated record
GUGGAACUUGUAUCAUAGGCUUAUAAGUAGUCCGUUGGAGCCUUUCUGUAUCGUCUCUACCAAUUCAAGUGCACUUCCAGAUUCUCCCCAAUCUCCACCAAAGUUCCCAGCAGAAUGUUCCAGUCCGCACCCAUGGAAUACACUCCCCUCAUUCUGAAAGCCUUCUCCUCCUGGAUCAUCUAUCUCGGCGUAUCACACGUCGUGCGUGGGAUAAAAGAAUAUCUCACACAAACUGAACGCGAAAAACUCCCCUCCGCCACUGUCUCCCUCAUGGACUCACAGUUCCGCUUCCUUGGUGGAACAUACAUUGGCUACGGCGCUGCGUUAUGCUGGACGUCUUACGAUGUAAAAGAAAGACAGUUGCCAUUGAAUAUUCUCUUGGCUGGUUUGGCACUCGGCGGUAUUGGGAGAGCUAUUUCAGCUGGCGUCUUUGGCUGGGGGUUUCCGUGGGUGCGACGAGCUACGAUCACUGAGAUUGCCGUACCACCCUUGGUCUACUGGUUUGGCUCCCGCAAGUAUCUAUAGGAGAAGGCAUGGUUGGACUAUGUGUCAGUUAUCAGUAAUUAUAGGAUUUGUACGUUUGUUGACUCGACAUCUCUCCUUUGGAUAUUGAAAGGUUCGUGAACCCAACUUGACACGUUGCGAAGCAUAACAGGCAGUGUGUGUGAC